CUUUUCUUAGAUGCAGUUUUUGUUUCGUUUUGCGAGUUUUGUGUCCAGUAUGGCUCAUGGCCCAAAAAGUAAGAUGCGUUUUCCUUUUUCUCCUAAAACUCAUGUCAAGGUGUCCUUAGAGAUGGCUUCCCACAGGUUCCUGCUUUCCCAAGUCCAGGCCGAAGAAGCGAAUUGCUUGGCCCCAGUUGAUCGGCUCGGUGCCUGGUCUAGAAGAAGAUGCGCUUGGUCUGCCUCCACAAAAGCUGCAGAGGCCUGUUGCUUUGGAAAAGAGGAACCGGUUGGCACCCGUGGGGCGGUCAGGGUGGACCUGAGUGCCCUGUGGGAAGACGCGGAGGAGUACGAGAGACAGAGGUUUCGUUCCGAUGCGCUUCCUUUGGGAGAAACUCCCUGGCAGACUCUGUGCCGGCUGGGAGAGGCAGCCGAGAGAUGGCUAAGGCCGCAGGACCGCAGCAAAGGACAGCUUGUGGACGUGGUCAUCCUGGAGCAGUUUCUGCACGUGCUUCCUUUGGGGAUGCAGGCCUGGGUGAGAGCCAGGAAGCCGAGGAACAGCCAGGAGGCAGCGCAGCUGGCUGAAGCUUACCUGGAGCAACAGCGCCCCGUGUCUCUCCAGGAAGUGACUGUAUAUUUCACCCAAGAGGAGUGGGACCUUCUAGAUGAGGAAGAAAGGAUCUUGUAUUACAAUGUUAUGCAAGAAAAUUCUGAGAACGUGGCCUCCUUAGAGCUCCUGAUAGCCAACCUCGACCCAUGUCACCAGCCCGAGUGGGAAGAAGAGCAACAGAUGGCUGAUCUCCAGGCAUUCAGAGGAAAGGACCCGAGUGCUGAAGGGGACGUGAACUGUGAGGACAUAGCUGUGCUUGAAAGUCUGGAUACAAGAAGGAAUCCUCAUCCAGAAGAGCCUGGAGCAGAGCAGCUUCACGAGCCAUUGCGCUGGGAUGUGUUCUUUGAUCCCAAAAGGUCUGAAGCAGUGGAGAUCAAGUCAGUAAGACAGCAGGGGCUAUUACCGGAGCUGACGCAAGCUUCUAAGGCUGACAAGAAAAUGCCCAGGAGUAGCUCCCAAAGAGGUACUACUCUGUCAAAAAGGAACUAUGCCUGUCCUGAGUGCGGGAGAAGCUUUGAUCGCCGUUCCAACUUAAUUAAGCACCAGAGGAUCCACACAGGAGAAAAGCCAUAUCCAUGUAUGGAAUGCGGGAAAUGCUUUGACCAGCAGUCCAAUCUGAACGUCCAUCUAAGGGUCCAUACCGGAGAGAAACCAUAUGGCUGCCCUGAUUGUGGCAAAAGAUUUAGUAUCAAAUCUCAUUUACAUGGACACUACAGGAUCCACACAGGGGAGAAACCAUAUGAGUGUGAGGACUGUGGGAAGAGCUUCCGUGUGAAAUCUUCUCUAAAUAAGCACCAGCGAACCCAUGCAGGAGAUCCCAAGCUGUCCAGACCAACUGAGAUCAGAGCAGAAGGUCCCCGGGCAAUAUUACCAGAGCUGACACGGGUACAUGCAGCUCCUGAAACAGAAAAUAUCAUUGAACUUAUGAUUAGCAAGCCCCCAAUAGCAAUCAGAGUGUCAAACAGAAAUUAUGCCUGUCCUGAGUGUGGGAGAAGUUUUGAUCGGCCUUCAGAUCUUAUUAAACACCAGAGGAUCCACACAGGGGAAAAGCCAUAUCCAUGUAUUGAAUGCGGGAAACGUUUUCAUCAGCAGUCUAACCUUAAUGUCCAUUUACGUCUCCAUACUGGAGAGAAACCUUUUGGCUGUCCUGAUUGUGGCAAAAGAUUCAACACCAAUUCCCAGCUACAUGGACAUUACAGGGUCCACACAGGAGAGAGGCCUUAUGAAUGUGAAGACUGCGGGAAGAGAUUCUAUGUGAAAUCUACUCUAAAUAAGCACCGGCGAGUCCACACAGGAGAAAAGCUACAUAAAUGUCUCUCCUGAGGAAAAACGUUCACCUGCAGCUCUAACCUAAUUAAACGCCAGGUCUCUCUCUGGAGGGAAA
Messenger RNA from Candoia aspera, 1982 nucleotides. Its product is annotated as zinc finger protein 773-like. The record is from RefSeq and is a predicted model, not a curated record. Gene Ontology annotation, biological process: regulation of DNA-templated transcription. The transcript has 4 exons. Lineage: Eukaryota; Metazoa; Chordata; Lepidosauria; Squamata; Candoiidae. Bases 11 to 1921 code for a protein of 636 amino acids.